Molecule: messenger RNA, 1433 nt
Organism: Nilaparvata lugens (brown planthopper)
Lineage: Eukaryota; Metazoa; Arthropoda; Insecta; Hemiptera; Delphacidae
Gene: Naxd
Product: ATP-dependent (S)-NAD(P)H-hydrate dehydratase
Exons: 1
Coding region: 284-1312 (342 amino acids)
Biological process (GO): metabolite repair
Molecular function (GO): ATP-dependent NAD(P)H-hydrate dehydratase activity
Source: RefSeq, a predicted model, not a curated record
AAACUAAUUUUUUCUUUCAUCUUUUAAAAAUUCAGAUUUAUUUGACGAUAUGAGUGGGAUCUUGCCGGCACGCAAUCAGCUGGUCUUUACCAGAUUGGUACUCUCCUAUUUAGAUUUCUAAUCUCUUUCCAAUGUUCAUACUCAUUUUUCUAACCUCAAUUCAAGAUUCAAAAUAAUAAUAUAAUUUUUUACAUUAGGCUAAGUCGAUUUAUUACAGUUUUUUAUAAUUGUAAUCCACCAACUUAAUGUUAUAGUCUCAAAAGUUAGCUUGACUUAUUUAUUGAUGAUUGUCCAUUUACAAGUGAUUAAGUUAUUAAAAGUAGGUUAUCCGCUUAUCAGGAAAAUGUCCAGAUCCAUUCCAGAACAAUUAAACAAGGGAGUAGUUGAUAAAGACUUGAUUAAAGCGGCAAGAUCGCUUCUACCAAUUCUAGGCUUUGAAAAUCAUAAAGGUUCUUGCGGAAGAAUAGGUGUUUUUGGAGGUUCCAUUGAAUUUACUGGUGCACCGUAUUAUGCUGGUUACAGUGCACUUCGAACUGGUGUAGAUCUUGUGUACAUAUUUUGUGCAACUGCUGCUGCUCAAGCAAUAAAAUCAUACAGCCCAGAACUUAUGGUUUUGCCGUAUCUUGAUGACCAGAAUGCUAUAGAUAAAAUAACACCUUGGCUCAAUAGACUCCAUGCUCUCCUGAUUGGACCCGGUUUGGGACGACAUGAAUAUGUUUCUAAAACAUUGGUACAAGUUAUAAAUCAUCUUGAGUGCAAUAAUUUAGCAAUUCCCUUAAUUUUUGAUGCAGACGGACUGUUUUUUCUUUCGCAACAUCCCCAAUUAAUGCAGAAUUAUGAAGGUAAUAUUUACAUUACUCCAAAUGUUGUGGAGUUUAAAUUUUUGGCUAGAAGUAUUUUAAAUGUGACAGAAGAAGACACUGAAGAACAUCUCUUAACCGCAUUACCCAAGGGUCUGGGAAACAAUGUUACAAUAAAUUUAAAAGGUUUCAUUGAUCUCAUGGCCAAUAAUGGCCAAAUCGUCAAAUGCAGUGUUGAAGGUUCUCCAAGGCGGUGUGGAGGCCAAGGAGACAUGCUUUCUGGAAUUUUGACUGCCUUUGCUGCUUGGGUUAAAAUCAGAGGUAAUUCAAUAUUACCUAAUACGAACAUUCCAGCCGAAUUAAUAGCAAGCUAUGCUGCUAGUUCUAUAGUUCGAAGCUGUAACAAAUUAGCAUUUAUGGAUAAUGGAAGAGGUAUGAUUGUUACUGAUAUGAUUGAUAAAAUUAUUCCUGUCACAAAUGAAUUAUUAAAUGAGAAUAAAACAAAAAACUGAUCCCAACAAUGUUGCUGAUAGUAAUAGUAAUGAAAUACAAUAGUAGACAGUAAUUUUUAAAAAAUGUCUAUUGUUUAAUACAAUCUCCAAUUUUUAGAAAAUAUACUGUUUAAGAAAUUGA